Molecule: messenger RNA, 1179 nt
Organism: Pleuronectes platessa (European plaice)
Lineage: Eukaryota; Metazoa; Chordata; Actinopteri; Pleuronectiformes; Pleuronectidae
Product: trypsin-1-like
Exons: 6
Coding region: 73-798 (241 amino acids)
Biological process (GO): proteolysis
Molecular function (GO): serine-type endopeptidase activity
Source: RefSeq, a predicted model, not a curated record
GGGCAGAGCUUCCUUUCUAUUUAAACCAGGUUCCAGGUGAAGUUCUCUCAUCAACAGGAUCAUACAGCAACCAUGAGGUCUCUUGUCUUCGUUCUGCUCAUCGGAGCUGCUUUUGCCUUGGAGGACGACAAGAUCGUCGGAGGGUAUGAGUGCACGCCUCAUUCCCAGGCCCAUCAGGUGUCUCUGAACUCUGGCUACCACUUCUGUGGAGGCUCCCUGGUCAACGAGAACUGGGUUGUGUCUGCUGCUCACUGCUACAAGUCCCGCGUGGAGGUGCGUAUGGGCGAGCACAACCUCAGGGUCAAUGAGGGAACCGAGCAGUUCAUCAGCUCCGCCCGUGUCAUCCGUCACCCCAACUACAGCUCCUACAACAUCAACAACGACAUCAUGCUCAUCAAGCUGAGCAAGCCCGCCACCCUCAACCAGAAUGUGAAGGCUGUGGCUCUGCCCACCAGCUGUGCCCCCGCUGGCACCAUGUGCACCGUCUCUGGAUGGGGAGACACCAUGAGCUCCACCGACAGUAACAGGCUGCAGUGCCUGGAUCUCCCCAUCCUGUCUUUCAGGGACUGUGAUAACUCCUACCCUGGCAUGAUCACCGAUGCCAUGUUCUGCGCUGGAUACCUGGAGGGAGGAAAGGACUCUUGCCAGGGUGACUCCGGUGGCCCCGUCGUGUGCAACGGUGAGCUGCAGGGUGUUGUGUCCUGGGGCUACGGAUGUGCUGAGAGGGGUAAUCCUGGUGUCUACGCCAAGGUCUGCCUCUUCAACGACUGGCUGACCAGCACCAUGAGCAGCUAUUAAAUCUGAUCUGUGAUCGUACUCCGCUGCCUUUCUUCCAUCGUUCUAACUCCAUCAUUGAUGUAUAUUUUUGAAAAAUGUGCCGCAUUUGAGCAUCUGAAUCAAUAAAGUCCUAAAAAUCGACUUUCAAAUAAUGUUCCUUUAUAUUUCUUUCCACAUCAUGGUGCACAAUAUUUUAAAAUGUGCUCGGAUCAGAUCUUUAACUGUUCACGUCUUCAAGGAAAUUCGGUAAAAAGAAGGUUUAUCUUGGAUCCAACACAACUACUGUAUGUUGACAAAUAAAAUGUUCAAGUCACAAACUUUGUCAUGACACAACUCUCUUAGACAGUUUGAUUCAUGUAACAGUUUAGAAUGAAACACUAAAUAAAUAAGUUAAUAAUAAGA